Messenger RNA from Wasmannia auropunctata (little fire ant), 2151 nucleotides. RefSeq lists its product as uncharacterized. Gene Ontology annotation, biological process: acetate metabolic process. The transcript has 6 exons. The record is from RefSeq and is a predicted model, not a curated record. Gene Ontology annotation, molecular function: acetate CoA-transferase activity. Bases 179 to 1627 code for a protein of 482 amino acids. Gene Ontology annotation, cellular component: mitochondrion. Lineage: Eukaryota; Metazoa; Arthropoda; Insecta; Hymenoptera; Formicidae.
UAUCGAAGUGCGCGCGGCAGUGGAGCGGUGGUUAUCGCAUUUGCCACGGACGUGGGGUAGAAAGGAGGGGUCCCUCUCGACCGCGCGGUCGCGAGUAAGUCACUUCGGUCAGUCGAGUUCAGUGCGCGCGCGUUCGUCACUGGUGGCGGCAACUUGAUAGACGAACUUGAUCGAAGUGAUGGCGGCUCUCAAACGAAUAACCAGCCUGGGCCGGGCACUCGCGACGAUGACGUCCGCGUCGCGGCCCUGCCUCCAGCGCGCCACGAGGAAGACCUUCUUCACGUACGUGAACGAGCCCUCGAUGCCGAUCCCCGGCAAGGAGCCCUGCUGGGUGAAGACCGCCGACGAGGCUAUCGAGCAGGCCGAACUCGACUCAGAUCAGGCGGUGUACGUCCAGGGCGCGGCGGCGACACCCGUUGAAUUACUGAGAGCGAUGACCGACUACGGGGUACGCUGCGAUGUGAGAAACGUCCGUUUGUAUCACAUGCAUCUCGAGGGGUCAGCCCCGUUCGCUAAGCCAGAAAACGCAAAGCACUUUAGAUCCGUCAGCUUGUUUAUCGGUGGCAACGUGCGACCCGCGGUGAACGCGGGCAACGCCGACUGCAUUCCCAUUUUUCUGCAUGAGAUUCCGCGUCUCUUCAAGGAAGGCUACCUGAAGCCUGACAUCGCGCUCAUCCAUGUGUCGCCGCCGGAUGACAAGGGUUACUGCUCCUUCGGUACCAGCGUAGACUGCGCUCGGUCUGCUGUCAGUCAUUCCAAAUGUGUCGUAGCCUUAGUCAAUAAGUACAUGCCUAGGACCUUCGGCGACGCUCUCAUUCACGAAAGCCAUCUGGAUUUCGCCGUGGAACAUCACGAGCCACUGCCGGUUCAUCCGGUGAAGCCGCCUUCCAAGGCUGAGCAGAUGAUCGGCAAGCACAUCGCCGAGAAUCUGGUGGUGGACGGUGCCACGUUGCAGCUGGGUAUCGGCAGCAUACCCGACGCCGUGCUCUCGGGACUGGGUAAUCACAAGGACCUCGGUAUCCACAGCGAGAUGUUCAGCGACGGUGUGGUGGAUCUCGUGAACAAGGGUUGCAUCACGAAUAAUCAAAAGACGAUGCACCGGGGUCGAAUUAUCGGUUCAUUCUGCGUGGGCUCGGAGAAGCUCUACGAAUUUAUGGACAACAAUCCUUUCAUAGAGAUGCUGGUGGUAGAUUACGUCAAUGAUCCCAGAAUAGUCGCCAAACAACCGAAGAUGACUGCCAUCAAUUCGUGUAUCGAGGUGGAUAUCACCGGUCAGGUUUGUUCGGACAGUAUUGGAACGAGAAUGUACUCCGGUUUUGGAGGACAAUUGGAUUUUAUAACGGGCGCCGCGAUGAGCGAAGAUCGACAAGGAAAGCCGAUCAUAGCGCUUCAAUCAGUCACCGCUAAGGGCCAGAGCAAGAUACAGUCGGUUUUAACGUCGGGUGCUGGAGUAGUUACCAACAGAGCGGUGGUGCGAUACGUAGUGACAGAGCAGGGAAUCGCCAGUUUGUUUGGCAAGAGUCUUCAGCAACGUGCGUACGAGUUGAUCAAGGUGGCUCAUCCCGAUCACAGAGAAGCGCUCGAGAAAUCUGCGUUCGAACGCUUAAAAGUGAUGCCCGCCCCUUAAGCCGAAAAAACACGUGAUAUAGGAAACAUCAUAUUUAAUAGCAUUUUACAAUCACCCGUGUGCUUUAGCCACGCACAACGGCCAAAGUAUCGCGAAGUGUCUUCUUCUUGUACAAUAUUGUACGUGCUCUCUUACAAGAAGACAAUUCGCCGGCCUUUUAAAAUGAGGAGAGAGAGAGAGAGAGAGAGAGAGAGAGAGAAAUCUGUACUAGAAAAUAUACAGAAAAUUUAAUGCGCUAAAAUUGUAUCAUUAUGUAUGUAAGAAUUCGUAAUACGAGAUCGCACUUGUUUCCAUAUACAUAAUUAUUAAUUUAAGCCACGUGUGUUUUAUAUUGUGAAAAGAAACGUGUUCGCGCCGUAGAACACGACAUUUAGACAGAAAAUGGCGCAAUUCGCCAUUGCCGUUUCUAGUUGUAAACGUUUUUUAUAUCUGUCAACGUUCCUUUGUAUAAUUUAUCAUGUUACCACAUAUUGUAAUGAGAAAGUUGAAAUGAAAUAGGAAAAAAUAUAUAAGAUGAGAAUGCU